Messenger RNA from Neodiprion virginianus, 1678 nucleotides. RefSeq names its product 15-hydroxyprostaglandin dehydrogenase [NAD(+)]-like. The coding region runs from base 134 to 1123 and encodes 329 amino acids. Gene Ontology annotation, molecular function: oxidoreductase activity, acting on the CH-OH group of donors, NAD or NADP as acceptor. Gene Ontology annotation, cellular component: cytoplasm. The record is from RefSeq and is a predicted model, not a curated record. Lineage: Eukaryota; Metazoa; Arthropoda; Insecta; Hymenoptera; Diprionidae. The transcript is spliced from 7 exons.
AGGAAAGGCAGAUCGGUUUAUAAAUCGUAGAGUGAAUCAAGUGAGCUGCACGAUUUUCUCCGGGUUUCUAUUUGCGGAAUCGAUCGUCGAUACUUUGUAGACGAGUUUUUGGAAUACCAAAAUCUACGGAAACAUGAUUAAACUGGAGGUCGAUCUGGUCGAACAGAUACCGCAGCUACGACGAAUGUCAGCUACCGAACGAGCCAAGGAAAAGGAAGAGAUAAACAGCGUGGUUUCCGGUAAAAACGUCCUCGUCACCGGAGGUGCCAACGGUCUAGGAUCGGCUUUUGUAAAAGUCUUUUUGCAACACGAUAUAAACAAGGUAACGAUAAUCGACGUCGACAACGUCAAGGGACAAAUGUCAGCGUCGGCGAUAAACAAAACGGCCGGUUAUGAAAAAGCUACUUACAUUCGCGCAGACGUUACCAAACAUGAAGAAAUGAUCGAUGCGUUUAAAAAAUCUUCCGAAGCCAUGGACGGUAUUGAUAUCGUUAUAAACAACGCUGGUAUUCUUGACGAGAGAAGAUGGGAGAGGGAAAUCGCUGUUAACAUCAAUGGAAACGUUUCCUGCGCGCUUCUUGCCAUCGAGCACAUGGCAAUGGACAAGGGUGGUCGUGGAGGUGUCUUGAUAAACGUAGCACAGCAUUGCAACAGCGAGACGAGUGCCCAGCUGCCAAUAUACACAGCGACCAAAUGGGCGACCAUCGGCUUCUCGAAGGCUCUGGGGACUUCGCAUCAGUUCGAGAAAAAGGGCAUUCGCAUCAUAACUCUGUGUCCAGGACUCACAGAGACAGCUCUUACAAUCGACGGUCCGAAUAAGCUUCUUUCAAGGGUGAUGAAGGCAGAUUUUGUAAAAAAUCUUGAACAGCUUCCGAUACAAACGCCGUUCGCUGUGGCAAAGGGCUUGAUGUCUAUUAUGUGUAGCGGCGAACACGGCAGCAUUUGGGUAAUAGAGAACGGAGCGCAUCCUUACGAAGCCUGCAUUCCUGAGCCGCAAGCCCUGCGUCGUACCUUCAAAGACAAUUACGCGAUGGAUCAAGAGGUGCAGCACGUGAAGAAAAAGCUGGCGAGGGAUAAUCACGAGAAUACACAGGCUCCGAUUGGCCUGGCGACGUGUGGUUAGAAGCCGAAAAAUAGGCGUUCCAUUUUCAAAUUAAUCAGGUAUAACAUUAAAAGUUUGUUACAAUCUGCAGUUGUUUUUUUUUUUUUUUUUUGGCCUGGAACGAUUGGCUAUUUCUCGUUUUCUUCGCUUCACUUUUAAUUUUAUCGAUACAAGUGAGAAUACACUGCAAAUCGAAAUUUUACACGUUCGCUGAUAAGUAUCGAAUUCUAGAUUCUAUAUUGUACUGAUAAAACAUAUUUCUAAUAAGAGAUGGAAAAAUGCUCACUUUUGGGUAUAAAACUGCAGCUUACGAAAGUGUUCAGUUGAAAAAUUAGGCAGUAUUAUUGAAUAUUGCAAUUUAUUUUUAUGACUGAUUUUAUAAUUACCUAUUUGAAUAAUUGGGAAUGAUGGAAUUUCUCUGUCAUCGCGUCUUUAGAUAAUUUUACCUAUGAUGUAUACAAACUAAUUCUAAGUCUGAAGUAUAGAUGCAUAGAAUAUAUUUGUUCACCCCUGUAAUGUGUAACCGUACUAGAAUUAAGUGUGUUCAAUAAAAAAUAAACUAUUUUUAUAAACGAA